CAUGCGCACAUUUUCAACAUGGCGGCCCCCGUGAAGUUGCAGUGUCUUGAUGACUUUCCAACACACAUUCAUCCUCUACAUGUGCUUAUCAACAAAUCACAAUUCACUCAAAAGUUUCCAGACCACACUGGACCCACACACGCGUUGUUACUGUCACUGAUGGACCAGCAGUCCUCCUGUAAUCGGGGCUUUUUGGUGUGCGCGCACAUAACUCCAGAGGAAGAGACCGAUGUAAACAUUCUCACGUGUCUCGCUGUUUAUGUGAGUAGAUCUUUCCUCAAACACUACGGCCUGAAGGAGCACUCGCCGGGAACGGUUCGCCCACAGUGUCUGCUGCCUUUAAAGAAGAUUGUCAUCGGGGCUCGGACGAAGCAGAGCUUUAAAUGGGCUUCUUCAGAGAAGUUCUCCAAUGCUCUGCUAAUCCUAGCCUCCUGUCACGGACAGACUCUGCUGGCGAGGCAAGGCGAUGCGCUUCUGAUCCCCUACCAUCAUUUACUGGGUGAAGAAGCCGCACAGGUGCAGCAGCAGCUGUCGGAGGUGGUGGUGCUGGAGUGCACACCUGUCAGCCAGGGCAGGAUAACAGUGGACACCAGUGUGGUGCUCUCCGACUGCAGAGAUCUGGAGCUUAGCAGCACCAGCAUCAUGCUAGCGUCCUCUCUCUUUGUCUCUGAUUUCGCCCAGUACGCAAGUAGCUUGGGUUCUGGCGGCUCUUUGCUGAACAGUAGAGUGCUGGACUUCAGUGCCUUCUCGCAGGCUCUUGAAUGCAGACUCGAUGUGCGCGUGGUAGACGCCUCAGACCUCCACAGACCUGGAGGAAUACUGUCUAGGCUCGAGCGUGAUGAAGGACUGGACGCUGACAGCACUGUUUUUGUGAACAAGAGCUUGUUGCUGAAGCUGGGUGUGUUUAACGGGGAGUGGGUCAUUGCGUCCGUCCCAGCAGAGAAGAUGAAGAAGACCCCUCCGGCUCAGAGUCCUGUCCUGGCCGAGCAGGGACGUGUUCAUCUGCUUGCAAUCAAAGCUCUUGACUCGGUUAGACAGCAAGACAUGGAUGUGAAGGACAAUGUGGGCUUGAUUUCACCGGUUCUGUGGUUUAACCUGGCAGACGGGAUGCCCGUGCCUGUUGGAAAUAAGACCAUCAAGAUUAAGAGGUGGAAUAAGGUCUCGUCGCGUGCAGAGUCUCAGAUCUCCGUGAGCGCGUGUCGAUGCGCAGCGCCGCCGUUCGCUAAAGAGCUGCACAUUGAAGCCGUCGUAUCUCCAGACUACAGCUCCCAUGGGCCCUUCGACAGCAUCCUCCACAAACACUUCAGCUCACCCAGGCUUGUUCAGCGGGGGAGUAUUUUGGGAAUCCCGACAGAAGGACAUCCUGAUCUUAUAGAGAACAGCUCUGAAGGAAUCCUCAGCUGGCCUGUGCUGUAUUUCAGAGUAAAGCAGGUGUGUGGUUUCUCUGCGGAGGAGGAAGAGGUUUCUUCAUAUCUGGCUGAUUCCAGUCACACUUCACUCUACAUGGGAGGCUCCGCCCACAGCCGGUCUCCCUGCUCAGUGCUGCAGAAGGGUUGGUCUUUCUGGACGAGUCUCUGUCCUCCGGGUCUGUCCAGCACUGUGGAGCAACUGCUCACUAUCAUACAACCUCACUUCAGUGAAAGCUCUCUAACGUUAAAAAGAGGCUGUUCGAUUCUUCUGAUGGGUCCCAAUGGCAGUGGUAAAGUUACCGCGGUAAGAGCAGCUAGCAGGAGGCUGCAUCUGCAUCUGAUCAAGGUGGAUUGCGUCAGUCUCUGCGCAGACACUGCAGCUGCGUGCGAGGCUAAGAUGAGGUCUGUCUUUGAGAGAGCGGAGCUCCAUCACCCGUGUGUUUUGCUGCUGAGAAACCUGCAGCUGCUCGGCCAGCCGCGGGACGGCUCAGAGACCGACUCCAGGGUCACCUCCACCCUCUGCCAGCUCAUAGCAGCUGCUCACGCCAGUGUGGUGGUGGUGGGGUCUGUGAGCAGCCAGCGAGAGCUGUCCUCGGAUGUGAUGGCAGCGUUUGUGCACCAGGUGGCGCUAGAGAGUCUGUCCGAGGAGCAGCGCAGGACGAUGCUCUCCAGCCUCAGUGAGGACCUGCUGUUGGGAAAAGACGUCAAUCUUGGCAAGAUUGCCAAACAGACAGCUGGUUUUGUUUUAGGAGAUCUUUGCGCACUUCUUACCAGCGCUGGGAAAGCCGCUCACAGACGACUUCUGCAGACGUAUUUUCCAGAAGCGGCGAGUGAACAGGAAGAGGAGGAUCUGUGUGUCUCUGGGGUGAGCGUCACGUCUGAGGACUUCAGCGCGGCACUGGACGUCCUACAGGAGGCGCAUUCACAAGCCAUCGGAGCCCCAAAAAUCCCGUCGGUCAGAUGGCAGGACGUCGGUGGACUGCAGCAGGUUAAGAAGGAGAUUCUGGACACAAUUCAGCUUCCUCUGGAGCAUCCAGAGCUGCUCUCGCUGGGGCUGCGGCGCUCCGGACUGCUGCUCUACGGGCCGCCGGGCACCGGAAAAACCCUGCUGGCUAAAGCCGUCGCCACCGAGUGUACCAUGACCUUCCUCAGUGUGAAGGGUCCUGAGCUCAUCAACAUGUACGUUGGUCAGAGUGAAGAGAACAUUCGAGAGGUGUUCAGUAAGGCCAGAACUGCUGCUCCCUGUGUUAUUUUCUUUGAUGAGCUGGACUCUUUGGCUCCUAAUAGAGGCCACAGUGGGGACUCAGGAGGGGUGAUGGACAGGGUUGUGUCACAGCUUUUAGCAGAGCUGGACGGUCUUCAUUCGUCUGGAGACGUCUUUGUGAUCGGAGCAACUAACCGCCCAGAUCUGCUGGACCAAUCAUUGCUCAGGCCUGGCAGGUUUGAUAAGUUGGUGUAUGUGGGUGUGAAUGAAGACAGAGAGUCUCAGCUGCAGGUUCUGAAGGCAGUCUUGCGCAGGUUUAAGGUGGAUCCCGGCGUGUGUCUGUCGGAGGUCGUGGAGUCCUGUCCUCCUCAGCUGACCGGAGCCGAUCUCUACGCGCUCUGUUCGGACGCCAUGAUGUGGGCCAUCAAGAGAAAGAUUUCACGUAUCGCUGAAGGUGUGGAUUCAGAGGCCAGCGCUCUGACUCUGUGUUCAGAAGACUUCAGACAGGCUCUGGCAGGCCUUCAGCCGUCCGUCUCGGAGCAGCAGCUCAACAGAUACAAGCUCAUCCAGCAGAAAUUCACCAUAAAAUAACAUCCCAAACACUCGCCCAUCUGAAAUCACGUAACUUCUGAAACUAAAGGUUUUGCACUGUGUCCUAACCAGACCCGGGGUGAUGAAGCUACUCUCAUGGGUCCAUAUAGCUGAAUAUUAAAUGUCAAAUAUCGUCUGAUUGGCUGUGAUUGUUUUAUGUUGCACAGUAGUUUCAUCUUAUUGUACACAGACAGAUCAAUCGACACAAGAAACUUGUCGCAUCACGUCUGGGUAGGACACAGUAAUCAAAAUCUUUUUCUAUAAUUAUUUAAAAAUCAUCUCUAAAGAAAAGGAAUGAGUUUAAUGAGUUAAAGUCGAACCUGCUCAUGUUUACUUGCCUAUCCCACAGGAUGUCUGUGCAUCUUUCUUAAUGGGUUUCAUAUUUAAUGCUUGAACAGAAAUCAGUCAGGCUGAAAAAUGCAGAAUCAGAUUCCAUUGAAGAAAUGAGAUUAAAUAUAACGAAAGCUGAUUUACAACUAGCACUGCAAAAACCACAACUAAAGAGAAACUUCAGCUAGACUGUGUGUGUGUGUGUGUGUGUGUGAGAGAGAGUGUGUGUGUGUGUGUGUGUGCGUUUGUGUGAAGUGUACUUAAUUACAGUGUUUUCAUGAAUGUGAAGUGAAGUGACUCAUACACAAUAGAUAAAUUCACAUGAAUCAUCCUCAGUGCUUUGAUUUUAACACAUUGGCUCGCAUUGGUCACACUUUAUAUUAAGUGCUUAGUUUUGGAUAAUUUAAUUAGUAAUAAUUAAUUUGCUAUGCAAAUGUUAAAAAGAGCUGAUAUCAGUGGUUUAUGUCUAAAAAUGUUAAUGAGUUGUUUUUUUUUAAUGUUUAUAUUUUUUUGGUUUUAUAAAUGUGUAAUUACUACUUCAUUACCAUGUUGUUAUUACAUAUGUAACAAAGGACAAAUGGGAUGACUUAAUAUAAAGUGGUACCUUGUUUAUUCAAAGAAUUACUGAAAAUAAACUUAAAAUAAUUAUCCUGAAAUUAAACACAUGUGAUUCUUCAAAGAAAUCUGCGUGUCUGCUUUGACAUAGUAGCUAGCGAUAGAAGACGAUAUGAACACAAAAGACAGAAUUGUUCAAAAGAGAAAAUAAGAUUCCAACUGCAAGCGUAUAUUUUGACUCAUUGUGCUGUAGCUUGUUGCUGGACGUUACUGGAAGAGUGAUGAGUGAAUCUCACGAAAAAUGUCAAGAAAUGUUUGAGUUGUAUUUCACCCCAAAAUCAGAUGAAACUAGAAACAAGUUAG
Molecule: messenger RNA, 4452 nt
Organism: Sinocyclocheilus rhinocerous
Lineage: Eukaryota; Metazoa; Chordata; Actinopteri; Cypriniformes; Cyprinidae
Gene: pex6
Product: peroxisomal biogenesis factor 6
Exons: 17
Coding region: 19-3204 (1061 amino acids)
Biological process (GO): protein import into peroxisome matrix
Cellular component (GO): peroxisomal membrane; cytosol
Molecular function (GO): ATP binding; ATP hydrolysis activity
Source: RefSeq, a predicted model, not a curated record